AUCGUGAACAUCAAUUUGCUCGAAUUGCUGCUAUUCCCUUUUAUCGAACACUUCAUCUGCAUUGCGGUUACAUCACUUUGUCCUAAAAGCCAAGGGGCAUACUCAAUACUCAAUAGAUCUCAACUCCAUAACAAACCUAAGCCACCGGCACCACCAUUUCCAGCGCCACCAAAACAACGAAGACCAACGGAGGAACAAGGGUGGUGCGAACCACACCCUUGCGCUGCCGCAGAGGACACAGAAACGGUAGGCUCCGUCAACCGUCUCCAACUGCCAGAGUUCAUUUAGACAAAAGACAAUGGAACAGUACAAGAUAAUCAACCUUGGGAGGAGAGUAUAUUAAGAUUGCUGUCAUCUAUAGUGCCAUUAUAGUGUUACUUGCAUCAUUAAUUUACCUAAGUAACUAAAGAUAUAUAGGAUGAAACACCUUAGAGAGGAAAACAAAAUAGUAGUUUGUGACAUGCCAAAGGAGGGUAUAAAAAAUGCUACGAGUACAGAGUCACCUGUAUUAGAUAAAGCAAACCGUAGAAGACGGGUUUCUCGCAGAAAUAAAAAGAGGAAAGUUUCUGUUUCUACCACAAAUGAAAAAGACAGGCCAAAAACUAGGCGAAUUUCUUUAGUUGGACCGUCAACUGUAUAUUUGAAGAAAAAGCUUAUUGUUCUUGAUGUAAAUGGGCUUCUUGUGGACAUUGUUUCUCCUGCUCCAAAGCAUCGUAAAGCAGAUGCAACCGUAGGAAAGAAAGCAUUAUUCAAGAGGCCCUUUUAUCUCGACUUUCUGAACUUCUGCUUUGAGAAGUUUGAAGUAGCCAUAUGGUCUUCAAGAACCAGGAAAAAUAUCAAUCGUGUCCUUGAUCAUUUGAUGGGAAGAAAAAUGAGAAACAGGUUUCUUUUUUGUUGGGAUCUUUCUUAUUGUACUAAAACAAGUUUCAAAACUCUCGAAAACAAGUACAAGCCAUUGGUUUUUAAAGAUUUGAGGAAAAUUUGGGAGAAGUACGAUUCCAAACUUCCAUGGGAGAAGGGAUACUACAAUGAAUCAAAUACUUUGCUGUUGGAUGAUUCUCCAUACAAGGCAUUACUUAAUCCUCCAUGCAAUUCCGUGUUUCCGCAAUCAUUCGACUUUCAGAAUCAGAGCGACAAUUCACUAGAUGUGGCGUCAGGCCGAAUCAUAUCUGGCCUUAAAGUUUGUUUGGCCCACUUCACGUGGAAUGGGCCAAAAAUUUAUUGGAAACCUUGAGCCCAUUGAAUCAGAGGACGAAAGCACGGAAUUUCCUAUUUAAUGUGAAUCAGUUGUGCCAAAUGAUGGUAGUCAAAUGAAAGCAGGGUUAGGAAAGGAGACAAGCUUCAGUGUCAUUGUGAGUGUGACUAAUGAGUCUUAAUGCUCCUGUUUCAUGAUAUUUCGUUUCCCAUUAAUACAUUGCACGUGAAAAUCUUUUCAUCUCCAACAAAUCUACCUAGCUACUACUCCCUAGUAGCCCAAGUUUUUUUUUUAUGAAACAGAAUAGAAUAACUAGUAGCCAAGUUUUGCAAU
Messenger RNA from Vigna unguiculata (cowpea), 1528 nucleotides. RefSeq names its product putative FCP1 homology domain-containing protein C1271.03c. Lineage: Eukaryota; Viridiplantae; Streptophyta; Magnoliopsida; Fabales; Fabaceae. The record is from RefSeq and is a predicted model, not a curated record.